GCUAAAUAAGCUUCCCUCAUCCCAACUCUCCAUUUCCUCCCUUAUUAAUUUUGACAAAUUUGAUUCAUUAAAAUGAAUACAUUUGUAGCAUCACCUGGCUUUGAUGUUAGCCGUCUCAAGGGUACGACCCUCAUUCUACCGUCAGUCUCGAUCGGGAACGUACCCCAGUUGACGAUAGAUCUCCUUCUAGCGACCCUCAAGUUGGACCGUGUAGGCUGUAUUGAAGACGAGAAUGUUGUUCCAGUCUUGGGACCUGCCGAUAGCGUGUUAGAUCCCAUGACCCCAUCAACAAUAAGGAAGAAUAACAAUGUGGCUGCACCCGCAGCAACACGGGCAGAAGCAACAGGACCAGCACUCGCACUAGCCGUUGAAGUUUUCCAAUCCAAGGAUGGCAAAUGGACUUUGAUCCAACAACGAUCCCCAACGGUUCAUCAUCGAUCACAUCAUUAUACAGAUAAUUUAAUUCAGUUUAUCAAAGAAUCUGGGUUUGGUCAGGUGGUGCUGUUGACCUCUGCAGAUGGAGCACGACGGAUUGAUAUCCAGCUACAAGCAGGAACCCCACCAGUGAGAUUCAUCUCCUCGCCAAAGCUUUCGAAAGAAUUAGUUGAGGAGACGAUUCAAGGACAAUUGGGAAUUGUGCCGUUGGAAGAUGUACCUGCGACGGAGGAUCAAAAACGAGAAGCCAUUAUUCGUCGACAGGAACACUUUUUGGCAAUGCAUCAUCAUCAAGCAUCUUCGUCUGCUGCGUUAACAGAGCAAGUCGAGGAGAUGCAGUUGGAUGAGACACAGCCAGAGCAACAACAACAGCAGCAACAGUUGGAGAAAGUUCCAAGGAUACCGAGUGGAGGGAUCGCACGCCGAUUACAUUCGUUAUGUCAGGAACAAGACAUUGCCAUCUUGACACUUAUUAAGUUUGCAAUGGAAGGCGACAAUGCGCCGGAUGCAAUCUUUUUGGCCAAUGUUUUGAACGCGAUCUUUAAGCUGCACAGCUCAACAGAGCAAGAAGCCUUGCAAGGAGAAGGUUCUUGGAAAGUACCCAAGAGUUGGGAUUCUUUAUAUGGAAACUCAUUCCAUCAGGACAUGUAUCACUGAAUGCCAAGAAAUCAAGAAUAAAAUCCAUGCCAGAAAAAAGUAAUCCUUUAGUAUAAAAGUGUUUAAUUCUAUUAUUGUACAGGUU
This is a messenger RNA of Lobosporangium transversale, 1177 nucleotides long. Its product is annotated as PAC2 family-domain-containing protein. The transcript has a single exon. Lineage: Eukaryota; Fungi; Mortierellomycota; Mortierellomycetes; Mortierellales; Mortierellaceae. The coding region runs from base 73 to 1092 and encodes 339 amino acids. Gene Ontology annotation, cellular component: nucleus; cytosol. Gene Ontology annotation, biological process: proteasome assembly. The record is from RefSeq and is a predicted model, not a curated record.